Messenger RNA from Elaeis guineensis (African oil palm), 933 nucleotides. RefSeq names its product GPI-anchored protein LLG1. The record is from RefSeq and is a predicted model, not a curated record. NCBI's taxonomy places the organism in Eukaryota, Viridiplantae, Streptophyta, Magnoliopsida, Arecales, Arecaceae.
UGGAAACACGGUGCCGAAGUCUAGGCGUUGACUGGGUCGCGCAAGCGGGUCUUCGCGCCCGCGACCCUUCUUUUCAUUGCCUAUACAACCCCGAAUCACUCUCUCUCUCUCGCCCCUCUUCUCCGUGACUUUUCGAGUUGUAUCGAGAGAUCGGAGGAGGGCGGAGACAUGGAUUUGUGUCGAAGCGUCUCCUUGCGAGCGGUUCUAUUGAUGUUUUUGGUGGGACUGGCCGCUGCUUCUACCUUCAUCUCAGGUGCUGUGUUCCAAUAUCAUGGAUCUACGGGCCGAAGUUUGCUGCAGACGCUAAAGAAUUGUCCUGUCGACUUCGAGUUCCAGAAUUACACAAUCAUCACAAGCAAGUGCAAGGGGCCCCUGUUUUUGGGUAACCUCUGCUGUGCUGCUCUCACGGAAUUUGCAUGCCCAUUUGCUGAGGAAUUGAAUGAUGCCACCAAUAAUUGUGCAUCAACAAUGUUCACAUAUAUCAAUCAACAGGGCCACUACCCCCCAGGUCUUUUUGCCAGUGAAUGCCAUGGCGACCAGAAUGGGCUUCCAUGCCCUUCUUCCCCUACCCCUUCAAAAUCACAGGAUGACAAUGCAAAUGCUGGUGACAUAAAUCGGAGCCUCACCUCUCUAAUCGUCUUCAUAUCUGGAAUGGUUCUGGCAUGCCUGUUCUCUUGAAGUUGGAAGACUUGCAUUUCUGGAAGCUGCAUUGUUGCAGUCUGUUAUUCGAAUGGAUGAUUUUUUUUUUUUCCUAUAGGAGUUCAGGCCAAUUAUUUUGGUAAUGAUGUCAAGAGCAUUGGAUUGUGGGGAGUAUGUAUUAUCUUUACUUUACCCGAACUUACGUAGGUCUGCUAUAGUGUAAUUCUAAGUUCUAAUUCAUGUAUGGAGUAAGUACACCAUAGUUGUUGUAUGGCUCCUGCGCUUUUUUUUCUC